Messenger RNA from Rhopilema esculentum, 2355 nucleotides. RefSeq names its product exocyst complex component 5. NCBI's taxonomy places the organism in Eukaryota, Metazoa, Cnidaria, Scyphozoa, Rhizostomeae, Rhizostomatidae. Gene Ontology annotation, biological process: exocytosis; Golgi to plasma membrane transport. Gene Ontology annotation, cellular component: cytoplasm; exocyst. The record is from RefSeq and is a predicted model, not a curated record.
GUGCGCAUCUGUCUCUGCGAAGGAAUAUGUGGAUAUGAGGCUGGAAAACAAGGAAGGUCUUUAGAGAAAGGCUGGCCUUUUGUGAAUAUUAUUGAUCAAUACUAUAUAGCCUUUAGCGUUCAAUAUCGUUCGAAAUGUUUGCAGAAGAUGAUUUUGAAGAGCCAUAUAACUCGGUCAACUUUGUGGAGAGAGUUGCAGCAAAAGUUCAUGGAGGUGGCUCAAAAGGCGGAUCAGAUGCGUUUGACCCAGUGAAGCUUAAAGAAAGUUUUGAAGACACAAUACGGUCACUGCAGGGUUUAAUGAAAGAAACAGAAGCUAAAAUGUCAUUUUUAGAAAAGGAAUGCACCGAAGAAGAAACCAAACACAAGAAAAACUCAAAAUCUGUUGAGAAUCAGUUCAAGGACUCAAUGCAGAGAUUUUAUGAACUGGAUGACAGAAUUAAUUAUGUAGCUACUAAAGUUGUACACCUUGGAGACCAGCUAGAGAAUAUCAGCACUCCAAGACAGAGAAUAAAGGAAGCCCAGCAAGUGAUGAAGUAUUUUGAAGAAUUUCAUUCAGUGGAAACAAUAUCACCUAUCUUUAAUGACCCAAGUCAGAUUCACGAGGCUGCUGCAAUCAUCUGCCAGCUAUUCAUGGUCGCACAGGAGCUGCAAACAGAAAAGUUCUCGGAGGUGAAGUAUCAUAUUGCAGAGAAGUACUAUGCCAUUGAAGGAGAUUUGCUGAACAAAUUUAAGAACGCAUACAAAGAUGGUGACAUCGAGACUAUGGCCAAAUGUGCCAACACACUGCUGCCGUUUAAGAGAUAUCAACAAUGCUAUGAAGAAUUGAUUGAUUUGACGCUAGCGAACAACUUUUUGAAAGAUGAUGUGUUCGAGAACAUCAUACCUGCUUGCAAGACUCUUCAAGACAUUAUCAUCAAAGUUUUUGAGAACAACGCUGAGAUGAUCAUGAGCCAGUUUAUCCAAACAGUCUUUGAUAAAAAAGUACAGGGCUACGUUUACAAGCAACUGAGCAAAAAGGAGGAAGAUAUCGAGUUAUACUUGCAGACAUUUGCAAAUUUGUACAAAAGGGCAAAAGACGUAACAAAAAAGCUGUCUGAGUUCAGACUUGGAUCUGAUUCAACAUUCUUAGAUCGUUUGAAGAAAAAUGCCUUUUCAAAGUACAUGUCGACAUACAUAAGCGACGAAGUUAAGUUUCUAGAUGCACGCUCCAGAGCUAUAUUGGAUAAAUUCUAUGGAUCGAUUGGACACCAGAAAAAGGAAAAAACGGAAACGAAGAGAAUAAUUCCGGAAGGGAUAAUGGCAGAUAUGCCUGCAUCGCUGCAAGAAUUACAGCGAAAAAUACCGGGGCGCUCACAGCAUGGACUGUUGAAAGAAAGUCUCCUGUCUCAGGAUGUGGCCAUAAACUUGCUGCAAGAAAACAAAAUUUCAAUUCGCAGAUGUGAAUUGAUUUCUAAUCCAUCUGAAUUACCCAACAACAUAAGCAAAAUUUUCAAGAUUCUUCUGAAAUAUCUCGGCGAGGAUCACUUUGAGUAUGCUAUUGACAUGACAUUGCAAGUUCUACCUGUUUCGGAACCAAAAUCGCCACCUGACCUGCUGUUUCUGAAAGUGUUGCAUGAGGCCAACACCAUAUUUCAUCUAAUGGAGAAGCAUUUCACAGAUUUUGUUCUGAGACCUAUUGGAUCUUCCCCAGUAUACAGUGAGUGUGCCCAAAAGAAAAAGCUUUUAAUCGAAAAAUUGGAGAGUAAAUUGGAUCAAGGGACUGAAAAAAUUUUGCUUUGCAUCGCUGGCUACACAAAACACGUAUUGAACAGCGAGCAGAAGAAAACGGACUUCAAGAGUGACGAAUCCGAUGGUAAUUUCAUGGCGGGUCAGACAACGGCUUGCAAGAAAGUGUGCAGCUACCUCAAAGGUACCGUUCCUGGCAUUAAAGAUUCCCUUGACGGCAAGAACCGCGAAGUUGUUCUUACUGAGUUUGGGGUCAGAUUCCACAGGGUGUUGCUUGAUCACUUUAGCCAGUUUGUUUACACGAGUAGUGGUGCAAUGACAGCCCUUUUUGACAUCAACGAAUAUCGACAUGUUGUAAAAGACUUCAAAAUCCAACUUCUUGAUCGCUUAUUUGCCACUAUGUAUUCACUCAUGGAUCUCUGCAUUGUUCGUCCUGAAAACCUCAAAGAUGUUUGCACAAAUGAACAGUUUGCUGGUCUUGACAAAGCUAUUCUACAACAAUUCAUACAACUGCGUGCCGACUACAAAAGUGCAAAAUUAGCCAAAAGUUUCAUAUAAUUUUCAGAACAAUUCAUUUGUAAAUAAAAUUAUUAUGAAUUAAAAUAGUAUGCCAGUGUUUUUCAUACAA